Molecule: messenger RNA, 2005 nt
Organism: Carcharodon carcharias (great white shark)
Lineage: Eukaryota; Metazoa; Chordata; Chondrichthyes; Lamniformes; Lamnidae
Product: potassium voltage-gated channel subfamily S member 2
Exons: 3
Coding region: 584-2005 (473 amino acids)
Biological process (GO): potassium ion transmembrane transport; regulation of delayed rectifier potassium channel activity; protein homooligomerization
Cellular component (GO): voltage-gated potassium channel complex; membrane
Molecular function (GO): delayed rectifier potassium channel activity; protein binding
Source: RefSeq, a predicted model, not a curated record
CCACUCGUGUGAUCCCAAAUUCAGCAUCAGCGGCUCCCAGAUCAGAAGGCAGGAGGAGCAUUGAUCUGGACUAUUAGCAGAGGAGGCUGGCGAGUUGGAGACUGUCAGUGAGCAAGAGGCUGGAAACUAAGUCUGGGAAGAGUCGAAUCCCAUCUAAGGGAAAUCCUGAAACCAGGACUAAACACAACUGAGAUUCCUAUCGAUAUUUAUUAAAAACACAAACCUCAAACACAACUGAGGGAAGAAACAGGCUGAGAUUCACAGGAUGAUCUGAGGGAGCAAAGAAUCAUUUCGUUACCUGCUGCUUCACUGAACUGUUUUGAUAAAGAAACUUGCUUGAACUGAAAUUGUUAGGAUGCAGCCAGGAGCAUAUGGGACGGGAAUAGGAUAAAAGCCCUGGAUUAAAUAUUCCAGAGGGGAGCUGGGAGGAUUGAACCGGAGCAGAAAGUCAUAAGCAAAAAAGGAGCGCUGUCACUCAUCGCAAAUAUUGUUGGGAGGAAAUUGAACUAAUUUAUAAAAAUCUAACAGAGACUGAAAUUCAAGCCUCUUUUAAGAUUAAUACAGAUUCGCUCUAUUGGUUACCAUGGUUAAUGAGACAUUUCGAACCUGGGAUCCUAAGUUCGAGGAUCAAGCUAUUAAUGUGAAUGUUGGAGGAUUGAAGAGAAAGCUUAGCUCCACGACCCUCUCCAAGUUCCCCAAUACUAGGCUCGGACAGCUGUUGACAUGUGACUCAGAGGAGUCCAUUCUCCGAAUAUGCGAUGAUUAUGACGUGUCAAAGAAAGAGUUCUACUUCGACAGACACCCAGGCCUUUUCCCAUAUGUGUUAAACUUUUAUCAGACCGGCAAACUGCACAUGAUGGACGAUCUUUGCGUUUUCUCAUUUUCGCAGGAGAUUGAAUACUGGGGCAUCAACGAGUUCUUCCUUGAUACCUGCUGCAGGUACCGAUACCAUGAGCGCAAAACCGAGAGCAGGCGCAAAAACUGGGACGAUGAGAGUGAUGUGAGCAGCAUCGACACUUCUCCGGAUGAGAUCUCCGAUUUUAACCGCGACUUGCUGGUAUUCCGUGGGAUGAAGUAUGGGAACUAUAGGAAACAGCUCUGGUUGACCUUGGAGAAUCCUGGAUAUUCCAUCCCAAGUAGACUCUUUAGCUUCCUCUCCAUCAGUGUGGUGCUGGGAUCCAUUGCCACCAUGUGUAUUCACAGCAUGCCCGAGUACCAGAUCUUGGAUGAAUACGAGGACGAGAUCGAUGAUCCCAGGUUACAAAUCGUGGAGCACUUCUGCAUUGCCUGGUUCUCUAUGGAGGUCUGCUCACGCCUGCUCCUGAGCCCCAACAUUAAGAGGUUUUGUUUCCACCCGCUCAACAUGAUUGACAUCAUUUCUGUGUUACCAUUUUACUUCACUCUGCUGGUUCAUCUGAUUUUUGGCCAUAUAACUGAUCUAGAAAACCUGGGGAAGGUGGUGCAAGUCCUGAGGUUGAUGAGGAUCUUUAGAGUGCUUAAGUUAGCACGUCACUCAACUGGACUUCGAUCCUUAGGAGCAACGUUAAAGCACAGCUACCGAGAGGUGGGGAUCCUGCUGCUGUACUUGGGCGUAGGAGUCUGCGUCUUCUCUGGGAUGGCGUACACAGCGGAGAAGGACGAGGACGUCGGACUGGACACCAUCCCAGCCUGCUGGUGGUGGGGCACGGUGAGCAUGACCACAGUGGGCUAUGGGGAUGUGGUGCCCAUCACUGUAGCGGGCAAGCUGGCCGCCUCGGGAUGCAUCCUUGGGGGCAUCCUAGUGGUAGCACUGCCCAUCACCAUCAUCUUCAACAAGUUCUCCCACUUCUACCGGCGGCAGAAGGCGCUGGAGGAGGCCGUGAGGAGCAGCCGCCUGAGCGGGAAAGAGACAGAGGAUGAUGGAGGGGGAGAGGGGGAGGCGUCAGAGAUGGAGGAGGGACAGUACAGCUGGAUGACUGGGAAUCACAAUACUCCGACAGGCUGGAGAACAAAGCACCAACUGUGA